AUGGCGGAAAACGAGGCUAAAGCCCGGAAGAAGUUGGAAGAUGCGGAGAAAAAAGCAAAGGGUGGAAGUGGAUUUUUGAGUGGUUUAUUUGGUAAUGCUAAAGCAGAAGAAGCUGCUGAUCUUUUUGUACAAGAGGAGUCAGAAAGCGUCUUAGCAUGCGAAGAAAAUGGUUGUGGAAUGAGUUUUGAUGAUGUCGCCACUUUUGAAGAUCAUUAUGAACGAUGUCAUAGAAGAAGGAAAUUGCCACGGAAAGAAUUUGAAGUAGCAAGAGUGAAUGAAGCUAGCACUUCUUGCAAUAUGUAUCCUCGAACACCGCGAGUAAUAAUCUUUGGCAGUGAACAGAAGGAGCCAACUUUUGAAGCUAGCAGAAUGAAAGCAGGGAAUUUAUUCAAAAUAUCGAAGUCAUGGAGAGAAGCGGGUGAUGCAUUUGUGAGAUCUGCAGAAAUGCAUGCGGCAGCUGCCGAUCGAAAACAUGAUGCAGCUUCAAAUUACGCAGAAGCAGCCAAUUGUUAUCGUAAAGUUAAUCCGCAGCAAGCGAUUGAUUGCUUAAUGAAGACUGCUGAAUUUUACACGGAUAUGGGUCGUUUUAAUAUGGCCGCUAAAUAUCAUUGCACGAUGGCCGAAAUUUUUGAAAGUGAGGCUCCAGAUAUGACACAAGCUAUGACUCAUUAUCAGGAGGCGGCUGAUUUUUAUAAAGGUGAAGAGAGUCGAAGUUCGGCUACAAAGUGUAUGAUUAAAGUUGCACAGUAUGCUGCACAGCUGGAAGAUUACAAAAGAGCAAUCAAAAUUUUCGAAGAAGUGGCUACUUGGGAAGCUGACCAUCCGACUUUAAAAUAUGCUGCGAAAAAUCACUUUUUCCAAGCUCUUCUUUGCCACCUUUGUUCUGAUUUGCUAGAUACUCAAAAUGCUCUGAAACGCUACGAGGAAAUUUCUCCAUCAUUUGUGGAUUCGCGAGAAUAUAAACUUGUCAAUGAAUUAAUUUCGUGUUUGGAAGACAAAAAUCAAGUAAGGUUUACGGAAGUAGUGAAAGCAUUUGAUAAAAUAUCACGUUUGGAUCAGUGGCACACAUCACUUUUGGUCAAAAUCAAACGAUCAUGUGGUGAUGAGGAUGAUGAUGAUCUUAAAUAA
Messenger RNA from Acanthocheilonema viteae, 1128 nucleotides. The record is from the annotation of a GenBank genome assembly. Lineage: Eukaryota; Metazoa; Nematoda; Chromadorea; Rhabditida; Onchocercidae.